CCGAGACGGUGAGUGUGUCACGGGUCGUUGUAAUGUAGCGCCGUGUGUCAUGGACAAACUAUGAUCAACCAACCAUAUGUUGAGGGAGGUCCAGAUAAUAAAGAUAUCCCGGAUGAGGGUUCACAGAUGACUGCCCCUUACGACCAUCACCAACAAACAGCAUGAACGUAACUGCAAACACUACGUUGCCGACCCCCUCUGAAUCAAGCUACUGUGGGCCGGGGCUGGACCAUUUCCACGCCACCUACCGCGGAGUCCACGGUUAUGUCAGUCUGCUAGUCUGUGUGUUUGGAUCCGUCGCUAAUGUUCUGAACAUUGCUGUACUGACCAGGAGAGAGAUGACGUCACCAACCAACGCCAUCUUGACCGGACUGGCUGUGGCUGAUCUGCUGGUUAUGAUAGAGUACAUCCCCUUCGCGUGCCACAUGUAUCUGCCCCAGCGGCCUAAGAGGGAGAGGUACUCCUAUGGCUGGGCCCUGUUCGUCCUACUGCACGCCCAGGUGUCGCAGGUGUUCCACACAAUCUCUAUCUGGCUGACAGUGACGUUGGCUGUGUGGAGAUACAUCGCCGUGGCACAUCCACAACGUAACAGAGAAUGGUGUGGCAUGCAACGUACUCUGGCAGCCAUCGCGGCUGGCUACAUCUGCUGUCCACUGCUGUGUAUCCCGCUCUACCUGGCCUUCGAGAUCGAACCUAAGAUUGCGUUACUUGGCGAAGACGGCAACGACGCCAUGCCCAACUCGACGACAGGCCAGAACACAACGCUGUAUGUCGUGGACCUCAGCGAGAUGGGCAAAGCGAACAACAACCUCCUGAUGGACGUCAACUUCUGGGUAUACAGUGUUGUUAUCAAGAUAAUCCCUUGUAUAGCGCUGACCGUGCUGAGUCUGCGGCUGAUCUGCGCGCUGCUGGACACCAAGAGACGCAGAGAGAUGCUGACCAGUAGCAGCAGCAGGAAGUCUACCAGGGUCAUGGAGAAGGAGCGACAGACAGACAGAACCACCAAGAUGUUGCUGGCGGUGCUGCUGCUGUUCCUUCUCACUGAGUUCCCUCAGGGUAUCCUAGGAGUGCUCAGCGUCGUGCUGGGUCAACGCUUCUUCCGGGACUGCUACAACAAGCUGGGGGAAGUGAUGGAUAUCCUAGCCCUCAUCAACUCCGCCAUCAACUUCAUCCUGUACUGCGCCAUGAGUCGCCAGUUCAGGACAACGUUCACGGUGAUGUUCAGGCCUCGGUGGAUGCCAGUGCCACAGGUAGACGCCAACGGCCACAACAACCACACUACCACGCAGGUGACACAGGUCUAGCGGAGAGCCAGCAAGAGGGUCCCCUGCACUUCUCUCUAACCUCCCUCUUGCCUCUCCUUCCUUACAAGUGACCUUGCCAAGGUGGAUGCCCGUGCCACAGGUAGACGCCAACGGCCACAACAACCACACUACCACGCAGGUGACACAGGUCUAGCGGAGAGCCAGCAAGAGGGUCCCCUGCACUUCUCUCUAACCUCCCUCUUGCCUCUCCUUCCUUACAAGGUGUCCCAGCUACGUCCCCAGACAUUGCUCAACUACCUAGUGUCACGUUUGUUUUUACAACGGUCGAGUCUUGAAAAGAAAGAAACAUUUUGUCACAUUAAAGAGAUGUACACUAAUAAAGUCAAUCACUCUACAUUUUUGAUCUAAUUGUUUACAUACUUAAAAAUGUGUUUUAAAAGCCAGGUAUGUGAAGAAUAAAACUAAUCUGAGCCUUGGUUUUAUCUUUUACAUCGGAACUGGUUUCGGACAGUAAAGGUUUAGUAAAUGAGGCAUAAAUGGAGUAAAUAUUAGUUAAAUAUUACUCAAAAUGUAUUAAAUGUGCUAUGUACUUUUUUAUAACAAUUUAAGAUCCGUGUAUUUACAUAUUUUACUCAUGUUGAUAUAAAUUGUGUAGUUUUUAUAAAACUGUUAAAAGUACGAUGUAAUGUUUAUUUUAUGUUGCAAUUUUAGCGAAAUGCCUACCUAAGUUGUGAGCCCCCUGGGAAGGAAUUUCGCAAAGUUAUAAAUGUUUUAACAAGAUGUAUAAACUGUACCAAAAAAAUAAGAAUAUUUUUCAUUGUUAUCUUGAAUGGAUUACAAUACUU
This is a messenger RNA of Macrosteles quadrilineatus (aster leafhopper), 2110 nucleotides long. RefSeq names its product G-protein coupled receptor dmsr-1-like. The transcript is spliced from 5 exons. The record is from RefSeq and is a predicted model, not a curated record. Gene Ontology annotation, biological process: G protein-coupled receptor signaling pathway. The coding region runs from base 162 to 1304 and encodes 380 amino acids. Gene Ontology annotation, cellular component: membrane. Lineage: Eukaryota; Metazoa; Arthropoda; Insecta; Hemiptera; Cicadellidae. Gene Ontology annotation, molecular function: G protein-coupled peptide receptor activity.